AGACCGGAUAUGUCCAUCUGCCAGAACCUUCCUCUCCGUUGUUAAUGCGCAACGUAGCUCGGAGUGGAAAGACGGUUGUCACUUGAAGUGAAGAGUGAGAAUCGCAGGAGAAAUGCCGGCGGGGAAAAGUUACAGGAAGAGGCGAGAGGAGGAGUCGGAGUCGGACGAAGAAGAUGAGCAGAGGGUGGUGGAGGUCAGGUCAAAACUAGACGAACUGAAGGAAAUUCAGAGUUUAAGGAAGAGACAAAAUGGAGUGAGUGCUGCCGCCCUGCUGGUUGGGGAACAAACACCGGAAGAAACUUCAAAUGCGGAUGACCCCUUUAAACUGAAGACGGGAGGUAUGAUUGAUAUGAAGAUCCUGAAGGACCGAAAGCGAGAAAAGAUAGAGGAGGAAGACACAGACUUGAACUUGGGCACAUCAUUUUCGGUGGAGACCAAUAGACGUGACGAGGAUGCUGACAUGAUGAAGUAUAUUGAGACGGAAUUAAGGAGGAGGAAAGGAAUCCUGGAAAAUGAGGAACAGAAGACAAAGGUGAAAAAUCCAGAAGAUAUGCUCUAUGAACUGCCUGAUAAUAUCAAUGUUUCUUCUGCCAAGCGUACAGAAGAAAUGCUAUCCAAUCAGAUGCUAAGUGGCAUUCCAGAGGUUGAUCUGGGGAUCGAUGCAAAAAUAAAGAAUAUUAUCAGCACUGAAGAGGCAAAAGCCCUGCUCUUGGCUGAACAACGCAACAAAAAGAAGGAUAACAGCACCUCCUUUGUACCCACGAAUAUUGCAGUCAACUAUGUCCAGCAUAACCGGUUCUACCGAGAGGAAUUGCAUGCACCUGCAAAACGCCAUAAAGAGGAAGCCAAACCUCGGCCUUUGAGAGUGGGGGACACUGAUAAACCGGAGCCUGAACAAACUCCUCCAAAUCGUAAACGGCCUUCGAAUGAAAAAGCAACAGAUGACUAUCAUUAUGAAAAGUUCAAGAAAAUGAGCAGAAGAUACUGAAGAGUGGCUCAAACUAUUCCAGGUGUUUGUGUAUUUUAAAUGUCUUGUGGCAACGAAACUGCAGACCGAAUCUGGAAAAGUGAACAGGAGUUUAUCUUUCAAGAGUGAACCUAUAAUUCUAUCCAAUGUUUGUCAAAAAGAUCUAAACCACAGAAUAUUUGUAUAACGACCAUACCACAACCACCCUGAGAAAUGGUCACUCCAUACUGUUCCGAACUAUUUUCAUUGCUUUGUAUCUGAGUUGAAUGGUGGUGAAAAUGUAUAGACUUAAUAGGUGAGGGAGAAUUGGAGCACAAUAACUUUAUUUGACUAGCCUACUCCAGUUUGUUUGACAAUUUCCUCACCUGAAUUUUGUGUAAAACUUGAACUGCAGGAACGUGGUCAUACACAAAUCAUUAAAAAAACAUGAUUCCA
Leucoraja erinaceus (little skate) is the source of this 1402-nucleotide messenger RNA. It is a transcript of the gene c31h9orf78, whose product is annotated as chromosome 31 C9orf78 homolog. Gene Ontology annotation, biological process: mRNA splicing, via spliceosome. Bases 113 to 988 code for a protein of 291 amino acids. The record is from RefSeq and is a predicted model, not a curated record. Gene Ontology annotation, cellular component: spliceosomal complex. The transcript is spliced from 9 exons. NCBI's taxonomy places the organism in Eukaryota, Metazoa, Chordata, Chondrichthyes, Rajiformes, Rajidae.